AUGACUCCGGACAGGACGAGGCGCCGGGACUGGGUGUUGUCACAGCUUGCACAGUCGCCCACGAGUGAAAACCCGUCUCCGGGUACUAGCGACGAGGAGGAAAACGAGCGGCGGGUGAGUCUCAGCGUUCUGGAGGCAUGGCGAUUGUCUUUGACUAAAACCCGAGCCGACCAAGGCGACAAGCUGGAAGACAGACUCAGAACUUACUUGCUUACCUACCUUCACUUGCUACGGCAGGAAAUAGCAAUUAGCACGACCACUGCUUCAGCCACUUUCAGUUAUCAACGUGCACUGAUCAAUCGCAUGCGCGAUUCGCAGUUCGCCGAAAGUGCAGCUUACGAUGCGGCCACUUACAAGCCGACGUUCGUUCACGACGUACUGAUGUUGCCGGGAACUCUGGCUCAGUUGGUUGGCAAAGUAGGAUAUCCACCAGUCUCGGCUUCCUCAGAAGAUCUGUUACCAAAAAUGACUCCUGCUCUUCUCCACGGAGUUCAUGCCCAUAUCAACCUCGAGAGCAUGCAACCAGUACUGGUCACAGCACGACCAGAGGACUACGUUCAAGGCAUGAUUGUCUUCGGACUCAGAAAGCAUGCCAGGGACGCCGUCCGUAGACACUACCAUCCCUUUGCACACCGUCAUAGGGUGCAGGUCGAGUUCGAAGUAUGCGUAAGCACAAACCCACGAGAUCGAUCUUCUGCAGCACAUCUUUGGCACAUCGAACGCCGAGCUAUAACUGCGUAUGCUUGGGUUAUCAAUGCGCUCGACGAGUGUGAACUUGCAACUAAGAACGAGAGCUGCCCCAAUUGGCAACUCGAGGACUAUCUCGCAGGUAGGCUAUCGGUACGGGAACCAAUGCGGGUAGAACCGAGCGGUAAGGGAGACGAGGCCGAUGACGGCUACAUUGGCAGAGACAUCGUCGAGUAUGAAAGUGAGCCAGAGGAAGUGGUACGAGAACUGAGAUACUCUGAUCCUGCUAACAUUCACGACCAACGCACUCCGUACGAAAUUGUAUGGUAG
Molecule: messenger RNA, 1017 nt
Organism: Sphaerulina musiva SO2202
Lineage: Eukaryota; Fungi; Ascomycota; Dothideomycetes; Mycosphaerellales; Mycosphaerellaceae
Exons: 2
Coding region: 1-1017 (338 amino acids)
Source: RefSeq, a predicted model, not a curated record